AUGCCGAAUCUCGACAUGAUAGACCCUUACCAGUGUCCUAAUUACCAGUCAGUGACGAGUACCCAGCAGCAAUUUCAUGUGGAUGAUGUUUCUUCUCCUUUGGAUUCCACUACAACAGCGUCUACUACAUACGAUGAUGACGGAGUGCCGUGCAGGGAAAGACCACCACCGACUCACAUCAUCUCCAAGUUGUAUGUCAUUUACCAGCGAUACAAAUUCGUGAUCUUGGCAACGACUUUCUCAGCAUUCCUGGGGAUUUUCUUUUCCGGGCUUCUGUUCACCACAGCGACCGAAGGACGAGUCAAAACCUGCUUUGGACCAGAUUGCGGUGACAUGAAAGAAGCCGAAUUGCAAGGAAAAAUUGUGGCAGUCGGCCAUCCGGCGGAAGUUCUGCAAAAAUUGCACUACCCGGAACCACCUGGCAGUAAACCCCCCGAGGCGAAGGGUUAUGACCGGUCUCAACCCUGGGACAUGGUCAAGUUACCCUCAUUUGCGAGACCUCGACACUAUAAAUUGCUGCUGCAACCGGACGUCGACAGACAAGCUUUCCGAGAUGUUUCUGACUCUGCUAGUGUGAAUGGAGUUAUUCAUUUCGCGGGGGAUAAAGCAAACUUGGACUGUGCGCGACAGAAUGGGAUAACAGAACUCUGGCUGUUUGACGAUGCUUCUUGUAGUGGAUCUUCGGAAGGGAUCCGUUUGAAAGGGAAGGGUUGUAAGGCGGAACAGGAACAUAAAGUUCAGGAACAGGUGACAACGCAGGAAUCCGUGCAGGUUUCAACUUCGGUGACAAAGGUUGAGGAGGUGGCGGUUUCAACGGAGGGUUUACGGGAAUCGGCAGUGACGUCGUUGGUUGCUUUGACUACGAUUUCCACG
Molecule: messenger RNA, 873 nt
Organism: Notodromas monacha
Lineage: Eukaryota; Metazoa; Arthropoda; Ostracoda; Podocopida; Cyprididae
Source: the annotation of a GenBank genome assembly